Trichoderma atroviride IMI 206040 is the source of this 1181-nucleotide messenger RNA. RefSeq lists its product as uncharacterized. The record is from RefSeq and is a predicted model, not a curated record. Lineage: Eukaryota; Fungi; Ascomycota; Sordariomycetes; Hypocreales; Hypocreaceae.
GGUUAGAAGCGUAUGGUUGCAACAAGGCUUAGGCUUAUACACACUAACCACUUUCGCCCAGUGGAUAGCCGAUCAGGUUCAGAGUAGCAUCAGAUGAGCCAUUCUGACCACCAUAACUCGAUUGCGAGUCAAAAGAGCCACCUUGAAGGAGCCCCAGCACAAGCGAGUCCGAGAUGCGACCCCCUGCUAAACUUUGAUAGCUUAUAGGAAGCACGUCAAUCGCUGCGGGAACAAGUGGAACGCGGACGCAAAUGGAUCCAGAUCCGGAGUCUUGAGGAUAUCCCGGCCUUGGUAGUAUCAGGUAUCGAUUUGUGGUUGUUGGGUAUAUAUAUAUAUGCAUGAGUAGCUCCGGUUAUUUUGUCAAAAGAGGAGAAGAGCUAUACAAUUUUGCUUCUCAUCACAUACAUCGAGCUACAACUGUCGCCCGAAAUACAAAUCACUUACAUCGUUACAUCUGUCGAAUCACGAUACCGCCAAAAUGCCCAUCACCGAAGUCGUAUUCCCAGUCUUCAAGCUGGACCCCGAGACGCUCGCAACGCUGCAAGCAGCCGCGCCCACAAUGUUUUCGACCAUCAAGGGAGUUCCAGGCCUGUUGAACCUCUUGCGGGGACCGCUUUUGGAGGAGAAUGGCCAGGCUGUUGAUCCAAGCACCCACAGAAGUGUACUUUCCCUUGAGUGGGAAAAUGUAGAGUCUUUUCACGGCUUCUACCCAUCCUCGGAUGCCUUCCUGGGCUUCUUCAACGUUGUCAAGCCAUUAGUCGCGGCAGCGCCUUCGCCUCAACUCUUCCAGGCCGAAAACAGAUCGACAGACUGCCUAUCCUCGAACCUCACGCAGAUUAUCAAGGGCCAGGCCGCCAGCGGGACGGCAGAGACGUGGAAGAAAAUCCAGCAGCUGCUUGGAGCAAACAUACCCUCGUACCAGGCGGGCGGAAUCGAGAAGGAUGCGGCUGAAUUUCUGGGCUUGAUUGGGUGGAAGAGCAAAGAGGAGUAUGAACAGUUUGGAAAGCAAAAGGAGUUUUUGGAGUUGGUGAAGCAGCUUAAUGCCCAGAACGAGGUGGAUAAUAUUCUUGUACAACUGACCAAGAUUGACACUUAAGCAAGGAAUGAAGAGGAACGUGGGAUAUGUCAGCCCACUGUACCCUAUCAUUAGUUAUGAAUACCACUCACUUCUCUUUAUGUAA